This is a messenger RNA of Panicum virgatum (switchgrass), 351 nucleotides long. Its product is annotated as 40S ribosomal protein SA-like. Gene Ontology annotation, biological process: ribosomal small subunit assembly; cytoplasmic translation. The transcript is spliced from 3 exons. Gene Ontology annotation, cellular component: cytosolic small ribosomal subunit; 90S preribosome. Gene Ontology annotation, molecular function: structural constituent of ribosome. NCBI's taxonomy places the organism in Eukaryota, Viridiplantae, Streptophyta, Magnoliopsida, Poales, Poaceae. The record is from RefSeq and is a predicted model, not a curated record. The coding region runs from base 1 to 351 and encodes 116 amino acids.
AUGGUCCUUGAGAUGCGGGGUACAAUUCUCCCAGGACACGAGUGGGAUGUCAUGGUUGAUCUUUUCUUCUACAGAGACCCAGAAGAAACUAAGGAGCUGGAGGAGGAAGAGGCUUUGGUUGCUCCUGACUAUGGUGCUGUUGCAGAAUAUGCUGCUACAGGGACUGACAACUGGGGUGGUGAUUGGGGGGCUGGUGAUACUGCAGCUCCACCUGCUGGCGCUCCUGCACCAACUGGUGCCGACUGGACUGCUGCUCCAGCUCCUCCGGCUGAAGGUGUCUGGGAUGCAGCUGCUGCCCCUCCUGCAGCAACCCCUGGAUGGGAACAAGGUGUUGCCCCCGUCGCCGCCUGA